CUAGUUAUUAUUGUAUUGUUUUUAUUUUUAUUACGUUUUGGUACCUGUGCUGUGUGUGUAGCACAAAAGUGUGCUCCGUUUAUAACCGUAUAAUUUUCGUUGGAACUUAAGUGUGGUUAGCUAACUGCUAACGUGCUAGCCGUGUAACUUAGCAACAACAGUGGUUUGCUAGCUGUGGCUACAUUAAAAUGUCUGGUGGUUUUUAAGUUGAUUUAAAUAAAGAAGACUGAUGUGAGAAGAACUAACCGUUAAUAUGUCGCUCAGGAAGGAAGUAUUUCAGGCGAAAGUCCUGCAGAGACUUUACCCAGCUCCUCCGAAUCCAGAAAAAGUUCUCGACUCUGCAGUUCAUCAUCCUGAAACCUUUAAAUCAUCUAACACCACUAAACCAAAGACCAGGAACACAACUGCUAACAUCGGAGCGCCCACUUCAUCCGGCAGGAAGGUGUACACCGCCCUCCCUCCUCCUCAAGACUACGUUCCUGCCCACGGAGAUGGAUCAGCAACCCCAUCCCGUCCGGAACCCGUCGAUAAUGCAAACGAGGCGACCAGUUCAGAUGACCACAGCGGCCCCGAAGACGAGGGCCACGUGAGGAAGAGGAGGAAGAGAAGGAGGAAGCAAAAAGCCGCUGGACUCUCAGAGACACCCGGAGGGGACGCAGAGGGGCCCGAGCACCUCAGCCGGAACAAGAAGAGGAAGCUGAAGAAGAAGCGGCACAGAGAGAAGCUCCGGACCCUCGUGCCCCGCCCGGCCGCCCUGGAGUUCACCUAUAAACACACGGAGGAGGAGGAGGAGGAGGGAGGCGAUGAAGAACAAUUGCAGAAGGUGGAAGAUGUUCUGGAGUUCCUUCAGUCCACGUACGACCUCUACGCUUCAGAUCGCUCCCGGGCGCCCGGCGUCCCCUCUGUUCUCUCUGUCAGCGCCGCAAAGUCGCUCUUCGCUAAUCUGUCGGCGGGUACGUCACCCCCCGCCGUUCUCUCCGACCUGUGCCGGUUCAGAGCUCUGCUGGUUCAGGCGGACACGGUCCGGUUACACAAGGAGCUGCAGGAGUUCAGGUCCGGUUCCACGCUGCCCGCCGAUGAGACUGACCUCAUCUGCACUCUCUUCAACUACUGGAUAACUGAAGUUCUGCCCCUGCAGACGGAGAAGACGUGACAUUCGCACACAUCUACUGGUCUGCAGCUCCGUCCCAAGAUUUUUUUGAACACAUCUGGGGUCUCAGCUCUGCUACCGGCCGCCUGGGCGCCCGCUAGCAGGCACGAUUAGCAGUGCAGAAACGUGCAGCAGACAAAGUCGGCCACUAAAGUCUGCUGGGUGGGAAAAGACGGGACUAAAAACGCUGUGUAAGGACCCUGGUUAGUAGCCCGAGGCGCCUGUACAGAAGUGGAGGAACUCCAAGGUCUCCAGCAGCAGAAGACUAAUGGGCUACAAUAUAAACCAGGAGAAAAAGGGAGAAAAUACAGAAAUAAAAAAGCAAAAAAAUUAAUAAA
This is a messenger RNA of Trichomycterus rosablanca, 1488 nucleotides long. RefSeq names its product glutamate-rich protein 1. The record is from RefSeq and is a predicted model, not a curated record. The transcript has 6 exons. Bases 254 to 1153 code for a protein of 299 amino acids. NCBI's taxonomy places the organism in Eukaryota, Metazoa, Chordata, Actinopteri, Siluriformes, Trichomycteridae.